Molecule: messenger RNA, 900 nt
Organism: Neltuma alba
Lineage: Eukaryota; Viridiplantae; Streptophyta; Magnoliopsida; Fabales; Fabaceae
Product: RNA polymerase II subunit 5-mediating protein homolog
Exons: 8
Biological process (GO): negative regulation of transcription by RNA polymerase II; negative regulation of phosphatase activity
Molecular function (GO): chromatin binding; phosphatase inhibitor activity; transcription corepressor activity
Source: RefSeq, a predicted model, not a curated record
AAGCAGACUCUGGUGCUAGCAGGGUUCGCGGUGCAAAUGGACCGUGCAGGCAAAGGGACAGUGACUCCGCUGGCCUCUCUCUUUCCGGUAGAGGAGGCUCAGAACGCUGCGAAGCGCGUGCAGGACGCGAUCGCUGAGAAGGAGAAGGAGCUUGACCGUCUUCGAGGGUUUAUGGCGGACAACAAUAACCUCAUCAACCUUGUUCAGAAGCUUCCCGAAGAGCUCCAUCACGAUAUAAUGGUCCCGUUUGGGAAAGCAGCAUUCUUCCCGGGGCGUUUGAUCCACACCAAUGAGUUUUUGGUUCUUUUAGGAGAAGGUUAUUAUGCGGAUGGAACGUCCAAACAAACCAUUGAGAUUUUGAGACGAAGAGGCAAGUCUUUGGAGUCCCAGGUUAAUUCUCUUGAGGCCAUUAUCAAGGACCAUAGAGCCGAGGCAUCAUUUUUCAGUGCCACAGCUUCUGAAGCGGCGGAGGGUCUUGUAGAGAUAAGGGAAGAUUACGUGGAGGAAAACUCAGUCAAACAGGAAUUUGAAUCUGGUCCACUGAAGCAAGAUGUUUCUGGUUUUGCUGGUGCUGAGAAAGAAACAACUUCAGCUGAUGAUGAGGAAUUUACUCGCAUGAUGUCCAGGUUGGACGAACUAGAGGAGCAAGAGCUUGCUGCUGAAAGGGGUAAUCACAGUGAUGAAAACGAGGGAACUAUGAGUGAUUUUGAUGAGGCCUCAUAUCAGGGACCUAUUGAUGACAAUCUCCCAAAUUCAGAAGACAUCCAACGAACGGUGGAUCUGAAGCAGACUAAUGAUGUAACAACUAAAUUUCCUGAAGAGCAUAAGUAUCAAGAUGAUAUAGCUGAUUAUUUUGGAAGCCUUGCAUUGCAAUCUCAAGUUGGAGAAUCUUCAGAGGGU